AUGGGGAUCCAGCGACUCAGCCUGCUCUGUGUGGUCCUGGCCAGCCUCCUGUUCCCUGGAGGAAGUGUGUUUAUCAACCGGGAACGUGCCAGCAACGUCCUCUCGAGGACUCGGAGGGCAAACUCCAUUUUUGAAGAGAUGAAGAAAGGAAAUCUGGAAAGAGAGUGUAUGGAAGAAAUUUGUUCUUAUGAAGAGGCCCGAGAAGUCUUUGAGGAUGAUAAGAUGACGAAUGAAUUCUGGAACAAAUACAAAGACGGUGACCAGUGUGAAAGCAGCCCUUGCCAGAAUGAAGGCAAGUGUCGUGACGGCCUCGGGGAGUACACGUGCACCUGCUUGGAGGGAUAUGAAGGCAAAAACUGUGAAUUAUUGGUUCGGAAACUCUGCAGCCUAGACAACGGAGACUGUGACCAGUUCUGCAGUGAAGAGCAGAACUCGGUGGUGUGCUCCUGCGCCAGCGGCUACUUCCUGGGUGACGACGGCAAGUCCUGCAUCUCCACAGUUUCCUUCCCCUGUGGGAAAACCACGAUAGGGCGUAAGAAGAGGGCCGUGGCCCAGAACACCAGCGACAGUGAGCCUGUCACUGAAGACUUCAUGCAGGACUUGGAUGUGCUGUUCCCUACGAAGAGUCCUUCUGAGCUGCUCAACCUCAAUGAGACACAACCCACAAAGGACAGCAAAAACCUUAUUCGGAUUGUGGGUGGCCGAGCAUGCGGUGACGGAGAGUGUCCCUGGCAGGCUCUGCUCAUCAAUGAAAACAAUGAGGGGUUCUGUGGCGGCACCAUCUUGAACGAGUUCUACAUCCUCACGGCAGCCCACUGUCUGCACCAAGCCAAGCGAUUCACGGUGAGGGUAGGUGACCGGAACACAGAGAAGGAGGAAGGCAAUGAGAUGUCGCACGAGGUAGAUGUGGUUAUAAAGCACAACAAGUUCGUGAGGGAGACCUACGACUUCGACAUCGCGGUGCUCAAGCUGAAGACGCCCAUCACGUUCCGCAUGAACGUGGCCCCCGCCUGCCUGCCUCAGAAGGACUGGGCCGAGGCCACCCUGAUGACACAGAAGUCAGGCAUCGUGAGUGGGUUCGGACGCACGCACGAGAAGGGCCGCCAGUCGAACAUCUUGAAGAUGCUGGAGGUGCCCUACGUGGACCGCAACACCUGCAAGCUCUCCAGCAGCUUCAGCAUCACACAGAACAUGUUCUGUGCCGGCUAUGACGCCAAGCUGGAAGAUGCCUGCCAGGGGGACAGCGGGGGCCCCCACGUCACCCGGUUCAAGGACACCUACUUUGUGACUGGCAUCGUGAGCUGGGGAGAAGGGUGUGCGAGGAAAGGGAAGUACGGGGUCUACACGAAGGUCACGGCCUUCCUCAGGUGGAUAGACAAGUCCAUGAAAGCCAGGGUGGUGCCCACACCUGAGAGCCCAAGGUCAAGUCCUUCAAGCCCUCCCCAUUAAAGCCGUCGUUCUCCAGA
Peromyscus leucopus (white-footed mouse) is the source of this 1466-nucleotide messenger RNA. RefSeq names its product coagulation factor X (gene F10). The transcript is spliced from 8 exons. Lineage: Eukaryota; Metazoa; Chordata; Mammalia; Rodentia; Cricetidae. Gene Ontology annotation, biological process: blood coagulation; proteolysis. Bases 1 to 1449 code for a protein of 482 amino acids. The record is from RefSeq and is a predicted model, not a curated record. Gene Ontology annotation, molecular function: calcium ion binding; serine-type endopeptidase activity. Gene Ontology annotation, cellular component: extracellular region.